AAAAAUGUUAAUACCUUAAAUAGAUUGAUUGAGCUAUUGCAUUAUUAUUGCAUUAUUUUGUUAAACCCAAAUAUUUGUUUUGAAAGUGUACACUGUAAAAACCCUGGUUGCCUUUAAUAUUUAAGCUGAAUCAAAUUAACAUUAUGAAUUCAUUUAACUAAUAUUAUGUUGAACUGACUUAAAACAGCUUGCAAACCUUAUAAAAUUAAGUUAGAACAUGAUUAACUUAGUUUAAUAAGUUACAAUGAACUAAAAACCUAUGCUGUCAUGACUGAUCUUAUAAUUUUUUACAGUGUUGUAAAUGAAGGUGUCUUGACUCUUUUAACAUAUUCUUAAGUGAACGAAUGUUUGCGCAUUGGCAAGUAUGGGUCACCAGGUCAUAUCUUUCUCUGUAAUACUUUAGGAUUUAUAUAUAAAUCCUCAAAGGUUUACUGCAAAUAAGUGAUACUCUAUUGGACCAAUGAAAAAAUUGCCAUUAGAAAAAAAAUGGACUCUUUAAUAUUCAUAUUGUUUAACCUGGCAUGUCUUCCUCACCAUUUUUACCUUUUUAGCAUCUGGCAUCAACUGCUUUGGUCUGUUUUGUGUGAGGCAGAUGGUUACAUUUACCAACAUCUGGCAGGCUUUACGUUAUGAUUUCAUGAGGUGAAUCCCGUUUUUGCUUUGCUACAAUCAAUAUUGCCUUGGGAAUUGAUCGAACACAUAAACACAAAAUUAUAAAUAUACAGAAGAGAGAUGUUUUUUUGAAAAGUACCAUGGAAUAAAAUGUGGUCAUUUAUUCUCAGUUAUUUGCAUAGACCAACGACAGAGAACAUUUAUAACAGGGAGAUUUAACGGUUGAUUAACAAGUGCUGGUCAGCGCACGGUCACUGUCAUGGACUGAUCAAAGGGACAUUCCUCCUGCUCUUUGUGAACACACUACCUUACAUGGAAGUUUGUGGCAUACCGGACAAAUUCAAAGUCAUUGUAAAAAAGAUCUUUUGUAAAUAAAUAAAUAAAUAACACAUUUUAGAGUCUGGUCAUGAUCAAAUUGUCAUAAUAUUGUAUGUGUAGGUGUAUUUUAAACAUUUGAGAUAACGGUCAUCCAUUGACAAUGAGGUGAAAGAUACAGAUCUAGAGGUUUGAAGAUUUUUAAGGUACAAAAUGUCACAUACAUCAUGAAUUUAUGUAUACAUAUAAUAUAUGGGACAUAUAGGUAAAUGCAAUGUAUAGCAAAAAAAUAUAUACUAAUACAAGAAAUAUAAAUACAAUAUAUUUUUUAAAAGAAAAGAAAAAAUGCAAGUAAUUGCAAAUAUGCCGUGUAGUAUGUGUGUGGUUGUGUGUGUAUAUUCUAUUGUGCAGACUUAAGGUUAUUAAUGCUCUUUGAACUGACACCCAAACCCUACACCCUAAAAUUGUGCCAUCAUUUACUCAUCCUUGACUUGCUCUAAACAAGUUAGACCUUUUAAAACACACAAAAAAACUAUAUUUUGAAAAAAGUUGCAAAACCCUGACUUCCAUAGUUGCAUACUAGUAAAAUAAAAAGGUAUUCAACUCUCAAAAAUAUCUACUUUUGUGUUCAACAGAACAAUGAAACACAAACGGAUUUGGAACAACUCUAGAGUAAUCAAAUGAUGCAGAUUUUUUCAGUUUUGGGCGGAAACUUUCCCUUUAACCUUCCUGUCAUGUUCGGGUCAAAUCUGACCAAUUUACAGCCUAAAUCUCUUAAAUACAACUCUUAAAUAUUGUGUUUUACAUUUGAUUGCCUAAGAGCCUUAUGAUAUCUUCCACACUCUGUAUUUAAAGUGAUAAGCACUUCUUUCAUUAAGUGUUUUAGUCAACCUUGUUACACCUGUGGUGUUCCUGGUCAAAAGUGUCCGCUAAAAGGAAAUGAAUGCGUAUCCAGACUAUAUUGACUUAUCAAACAGAAAAAAAUAUACUGUACAAUACCUUAACUCACUCACUAUUUGUAUAUUCACCGCAGUUAUGUUAUGCCUAAUUCUAUAAAUAUAUGUUAAACACUAAUUUGAGACAUUUUUGAGACAUACUUUGACUUCACAGCUGAAGAAUUUUGAAUAGAAAUGUGGUUUUGAAAAAUGUUUUUGUGCUAAUUUAAGAGCAGGUUAUAAUGAACCGGUCAAUUUUAAACAGGAACACUAAAGUAAGGGCCAGGAGGUAAACACGUCAAAAGGGUUAACUGAUUAAUAAAUACUUUUAUAUUAUUAAUAACUGCUCACUGUUUGUAUAAGUUAACUAAUGCAUUUUAUAACUUUAUAAAUUUAAUCUACACAAAAUAUUUAAAACAACUGUGUAAUUACUGCUUAAAUAAGUGUCCCAUGUAAAGGGUAUUUUGGGUUGAUCUGCAUUCCCAGGCUAUGGGACUAUUAAAUCGUAUUGCUUGGCUGGAAUAGUAGCAAAAGAUGCACUAAAAUAAUCAAUAAUCCAGUUGCUUAUUUGGCCAUUCCUUCUAAGACAAGCAUUCCUCGUUCGCUCAUGCAGGUGAACAGCAGAGUGUUUGUUUUACCGGUGCCUCCUCCUCCUCCUGCUGCUCCUGCUCCUCCGUCAUGCCUCUUUGCCCCCAUCCCCCUCCCAUUGGCUGCCAGCCGUCUAAACAGCUCCAGCUGCAAUCACCGCCGCCGCUGCUGCUGCAACGAGCUGCCGGCUAUUUGAUCACCCCCAUCCCGCACAGCCUCUGCCUCCACUGGUCUGCAAACGCACGGACCUCUGCCAAUACAUCCAUUAUGACGGGCGUCGCUGCUGCCUCCUUUUUCUCUAACGUUUGCCGGUUUGGCGGUUGCGGGCUGCACUUCGAGUCCCUCGGCGAGCUCAUCGUUCACAUCGAAGAUAACCACAUCGAUACAGACCCUAGAGUUCUGGAGCGGCAGGAGCUGCAGCAGCCCACAUACGUCGCACUGAGCUACAUCAAUCGAUUCAUGACUGAAGCAGCUCGCAGAGAGCAGGAAACGCAGAAGAAGAAGGUCCAACCCAAAAUUGCUAUAUCAGUCACCGGCGGUGUAUCGCGUAAUAGUACAGCUACACCUCCACGCCACAGCAACGGCAGCCUAACUCCACCUGUCACGCCUCCCAUCACACCCUCAUCAUCCUUCCGCAGCAGCACACCUACAGGCAGCGAGUGUGAUGAGGAGGAGGUGGAGUACGAAGACUCUGACAGUGACGAGUCCUGGACCACAGAAAGUGCCAUCAGCUCAGAGUCCAUCCUCAGCUCCAUGUGCAUGAAUGGAGGCGACGAGAAACCCUUCGCAUGCCCUGUUCCAGGAUGUAAGAAGAGAUACAAGAAUGUGAACGGUAUUAAGUACCAUGCUAAAAACGGCCACAGGACGCAGAUCCGUGUGAGAAAGCCCUUCAAGUGUCGCUGUGGGAAAAGCUAUAAAACCUCUCAAGGCCUUAGACAUCACACCAUCAACUUUCACCCACCCCUGUGAUAAACCUACACACACACACAAAGUUAUUUUCACGUUUACCUGAUCAUCCUUACAUUUACAUUUCAGGAUCACGUGUAAACUGGGAUCAAAUGCUGAUUUUCCUUGAUGUGUGUGCUUUUAUAUAUGUCGGUAUACUUGUACAUUUGCACAUUUCAUGUAUAUCAUUUCUUUUUAAUAUAUCCUUUAUUUUAUUUUAUUUUAUUUUAUUUUAAAGUGACACAGUCACUGAUAAAUGAAAAUUACUGUGCUGAAGAUAAGGACAUGUCAUAAGCAUUCGUUUCUGAUUUUAAAGACAAAAGGAUUUAAAAUCAGAGGAGAGAUUCUCUUUGCUCGCAGAUCUACGUCAAGUGAAAACUACACUGCAAAAAAGUUUUUCUUACUUAGAUUUUUUGUUUUGUUCCUCGUCCAAAUAAUUGAAAAUUAUUGAAUCAAGAAGAAUAUUCUGGACAAGUAAAACAUAAUGUCUUGUUUUAAGAAAUAAUAUGCCAAAAUGAAGUGCUUUUUCCCUGAAAGAAGCAAAACAAUCUGCCAAUGGGGUUGUAAAAAUAAUCUUAUGUCAAAAGGAAAAACAAGAUCAUUUUGCUUACCCCAUUGGCAGAUUAUUUUGCUUGUUUUAAGCAAAACUGACUCAAUAUUGGCAUAUUAUUUCUGAAAACAGGAAAUUAUGUCCCAAUGCCAAUUAUAUUAUUGUACCCCUACCCCAUCCCCUUCAUUUACCCCUAUGAAAUGGGACAGCACUGCAGCACCUGCACACGUCAUCAUACAUCAUCGUGAUCUCUUGUUUCAUUUGAGAUCAGACGAUUGUGACUGCUGUAGUUAUUAGUUGUUUUUUUUUUGUAUUUAUCUUCAGGAAAUGACUGAAGGCAUAUAUUAUGUUAUCAUAACGAUCUAAUGUGACAAUAAGAUCAUAAUACUGUGCAUUUACACAGUGGCCAUAUUCAUGUAUGUAAACACAAAAAAACAACAUUAACAUUAUAGUAGACACUCUAAAAAGCUCAUUCUCAGCCACUAGACUUUUCUGACAGGUUAUUAGUGUCAUCAAGUGACAGAGUACUAUUAUACUAUACAGACUGCUAUCCAAGAGUUAUUAUUCUAGAUAAUAGUUAUUAUUCUAGAUAGCAAAAUUUAGCAUUUUUUAUUUUAGCGUUUUUUUAAAGGCAUGACGGUAAAACAAACUUGGUUAUGAAUAUAUUAAAACGUGCUUGUUUGUUGUAAAAAUUCGUAAUAAUGACAAAAAAAAACAAACACUAAUUUGUGGAUCUCCUUACUUCCGGGUGCAGCUAUGCAGCCGUUGUAGCUGGUGUAGUCUGGGAAAAUUUCUUAGCCAUUGGUUUCGAGUGUGAUCCUGAAAAAUCUCAGUUUGAAUGACUAUCUACACCUUCCCAUUAUCCCUAAGCCUUCAAGCUAAAGAGAAUAGGGACACCCUACCCCUUCACUGGAACGAGUGAAACAAAGGGUAAGUUGAAGGGCUAACGGGUAGAAUAGGGAUUGAGCCUAUGUUUUGCUUGUCUAGAAAAUGCUUCUUGAAAUAAGAAUUUUUAGAUAUUUGGACUAGAACCAAGACAGGAUGUAAGUAAAAAAAAGCAUUUUUUGCAGUGUACAGUAGAUAAACAUGUACAUAUACAAAUUAUAUGAAGACACAUUUAUAAAUAUAUAUAUAUAUAUAUAUUAUUAGCUAAGUUUAUUAUCCAAACAUUUUAUUUUCCAUUAUAUAUUUUGCAGAACAUUUAAAUUAUGUUUUAUACGAGAACUUUAUCUCAUCUUUAAGGACCAUUUCUCUUUUUGUUUUUUAUUUGCUUUGUAAAGAAUCAGUCUUUUAUUGUCUGAAUUGAGAAGACAUUGAUCUCAGGUCACAAUUCAGCUGCCAACUUUCAGACAAACCAGGAAACAGGAAAAACACACUUCCACUAACUUCGCUCCAGAACAUUCCACAUGCGUAAAUCAGAUUGGCUGACAUUAUGCAGCGUAAACUCACCUUUCCGCAUUUUGUUUUGCAUGCGGCUGGCAUGCUGGCAGCACCUGUGAAAAAGCGGAAUUCUCUGCAUGUGGCAUUUUCCAGACGACUGAAAGUGGUUUUGUGACGUGGACAUGGUUUUUGUCUCAUGCGUCUAGUUGUAUCGGAGUAACACUACACAAUGAUCUCUGAAUAGAACCAAUUUUUGUUGAAGCAUUCAAACUAUGUCAGCCUAAAGAGAGACAGAGAAGGUCAGAUUCACUCUGUCCUGUUUCCCUGCUGUUAUGCCAGCAGUGCAGAAGUGCCAAGAUAUUCGUCCCCAACAAAGAAACAUGGAUGAUCUGCCAAACACACAACGGGUCACAUCUGGCUAUCCGUUUAGUGCCUGUUAACGGAGGAGCCUUAAAGAGGACCUAAACUUCUGUUUGUGUACUCAGCCUUGCAGUAUUUUGUUGUGCGUUUUUGCUCAUAAGAUCCUUAAUUCAGUCAUCGCUGUUGUUUAUUUUUUAUUUUCGACACAUUUGGGACACGUUUGUCCUUGUGGCUGUGUUUGUGUAAACGUAUUUGUUAGCCCUCUGCUUGCCUUGUAUUGUAGGCUACAGCUUGCUAGCAUGACACGACUGCUUAGCUGCUCUGCUGUCUUUUGGCUUGUAGUCUUACCGUUACAAUCUUUGUUGUCAGAAGUAUUCAAUCUUAUUUUAUGAUGUUACCCCUAGUAUUAUAGUGCCAAAUGCAUACCUACAUCUGAAUAUAUUUUCUCAACUUUAAUUCUCUGUCCAGUCGUCAGCCAAAAAAAAAACAUCUCUGCUGAAAAAUCCUGCUUAAACCAACUUAGGAUGGUUGGCUGGUUUUAGCUGGUCGACCAGCCUAGUUUUAGAGGGGUUUUGGCCUUUUCCAGGAUGGUUUUCAGCCAUUUCCAGCCUGGUCUUAGCUGGGAGAUGACCAGCUAAGACCAGCUUGACCAGCCAAAACCAGCUAUGUUCAUCUUUAACCAGGCUGUGAGGUUGGUUUUAGCUGCUAAGCUAAGACCAGGCUGGAAAUAGCUGGAAACCAGCAUGGAAUUAGCCUAAACCCCUCUAAAACCAGGGUGGUCCUCCUGCUAAAACCAGCCAACCAGCUUUUGCUGGUUUAAGCUGGAUUUUUUAGCAGGGAUACCAUGGUUUACAUGAGUAAAAUGUCUUUAGCAACUGCUAAGAGCUUAAACUUUUGGUGCAGAGAAGGACCAAGUAAGCUUUCCUAUCCAUUAGUCUGUUUUUCUUGGUUAGGGUUGGUCAAAUGAAACAACAUGGACCAAAAAUGGCACUGCCAGAUCUCCAGAUUUGAAGCAUGGAAUAAAGGUGCUGUACAUGGUAAAGUGAUAGUGUCAGAUUAUGUUACCAUGGUACAUGUUCUAAACCAUGGUAAUACUAAUUUGUGGUGCUAAGACGGUACACAGUAAUUAGCGAUAUGGACAAAGUUUUAAUAUUGUCCUCAUAUUUAGGCCAGAAUCUGUAUUUAAACACUAAUGUUGUGGACCGUCACUAUGAUUUCUUAGUGAGAAAAGAAGCUGAAGGUUUUUUUUUUUUUUUUUUUGGUGUGUUACUCACCAUCAUGUCCUCUUCAGAACACAAAUGAAGGUAUUUCAGCUAAAUCUGAUUUCUUUCCCUGAAGUCUGUUCGAUGAAUUAACUUUAAAUAAUAUUAUGAAAAGGCGGUUCAUUCCGCUGUGAUGACCCCAGGUUAAUACAGAAACUAAGCCUAAAAGAAAAUGACUGCAUGAAUGAAUAUUAUGAAUCAACCGGUUGGUCAUUUUACUGUACGAUGAACAGAUUUCACAUAGCAGAUUUGUUUCGAAACAUCUUUAUCUGUGUUCCAAAGAUAAACGGUGAACUAACCCUUUAAAGAUGAAUGAAUAGUAACUGUUAUGUAGAUGCCAAAUACUGGAGUUAGGGAAUGAAGUAUUGGAUGCCUAUCCGCGAGUGACUCAUUGUAGAUGACUCACUGUCCUGUUUUUUUUCCAAUUCCUCUGGUGUCAUGUCAGUUUGUAUGUAUGUGUGUAUUUUUGGACGCAGUACCAGUAACCACAUUUGUACCUCUUUUUGGCAAUGGAGUCAUUUGGUCUCAGCUUUGACGCAAAGUAGAACCCGUUAAACAUGAUUUGGUUGGAUAGGAUUGGUGGGAUUCCUCACACCUACAAUGUAGUAAUGUGACUGAGAUGCAUUUAUUUUGGAGGGAGUUUGAUAUACUAUAUAGUGAAUGUAUCGUAUUGCAAGUUUUGUAAAGUGCUUUUGAAAUUAUAUUUUCGUACUGUAUGUUUUUUUUUUGUGGAAAAUGUUUUGUGGAACCGAAGCAAUUUGUAUGUGAGACAAUGUAAAAUGUGUGCGUGUUUGUGUGAGAGAAUGGGAGACUUUUGAGACAUCUUUAUCCUCAAGUGUAACAUUUAGGACAAUGGUACAAAAAUAAAGAAAAUCAAACAAG
Messenger RNA from Danio rerio (zebrafish), 7829 nucleotides. The record is from RefSeq and is a predicted model, not a curated record. NCBI's taxonomy places the organism in Eukaryota, Metazoa, Chordata, Actinopteri, Cypriniformes, Danionidae.